Dendrobium catenatum is the source of this 2852-nucleotide messenger RNA. RefSeq lists its product as uncharacterized. The record is from RefSeq and is a predicted model, not a curated record. Bases 466 to 2661 code for a protein of 731 amino acids. The transcript has 10 exons. NCBI's taxonomy places the organism in Eukaryota, Viridiplantae, Streptophyta, Magnoliopsida, Asparagales, Orchidaceae.
GUGGCGGAGAAUCGAAGAUUCCCAACGCUUCACACAGUUGUAAAAAAAAAGCCGCCCCCCUUUCUUGCAUCGUUUCUUCUCCAUGUAAAUGUGAUUCUCAGCGCUGCACGGCAAUAUCAGAUUUUGAAAGUGGAAAACGGAUUGCGCCUCAAGCUCUUCGGGCUUCUCCAUCCUCUUCCAUUUUUCUGCUUAUUCUCUCACUCCAAUUCUCGGCUGCCGGUUCUGAGUUGCCCGUUUCUAUCCAUCUUUCUAUGUUUCUUUGCUUGGUUCGAUUGCCUAGGUCAAUUUCGAUCAAGGGUGAUAAUCUUUCCUGGUCGAUUUCGAUAGUUUGGUGUUUGGGGUUUGUUUCCCUCUGCAAUAACGAAAGUGCUUCUUACCAUGGAAAAUACAUUUCAAUUAUUUUGAUUUCUCUUAUUGAUAAGCUGUGUUGUGGGUUGCAAUCUGUGAUAGAAAUAUUAAUAUAAGAUGGCUCGAAAAGGAAACCAACCAAGAAAUGGUUUCGAUCGCAAGACAAACAAACUCCAAAAUGUAAUUCCAAGAUCAUUGGAUCCUUCUUUCGUUGAGAGCAAGGAAAAGAAAGGAAAAAGUGACCAGAAUUUUACUUCUUGUGACCACUCAAAUGGCGACUUCCCAUCCAGAUCAAGCAAUCCUUUUCCCGAGCAAGCAAUAAAUACUGAGAGUACUGGGACUGUUAGGAGUUGCAAGCAAAGAAUUUCUGAUGUUCAUCUAAGGGAGAAGUCAGGUAUUAGGACCCAGAGUUCAGCACGAGCAGGUGUGUCUAUUGAAGUAGUAGACAUUGCAGAACACGACUUGUUAUCUGAUGCAUCCAAGUUGACUGAAACUAAUGAACUGAUGCUCGAUCAUAAUUCCUAUCUUAGCAAAAACAUAUUUGGUAGUUCUUCAGUAAGAAGCGCUUUGGAUUUCGUUGGAUCUCUGGAUGCUAUUAGUGGUUGGAGUUUUAGAUCAGCUUCAUAUGUUCUUAAACUUGCUAGUGGAUGGAUUGAGCAUCAAAAACCUCGGGUCUCCCCUUUCAUCAGCUAUAUGCAUAGCAUAUACGAUUUUGGUAUUGCGAGAAUAAAGUUUGUCUAUCCCGUGAUUUGUACAUGGAUUUUGCAUUUAGGCAAAUUGAUACUUUUCCUUUCUGCGAUUUGGUUGGACUACAGUAUCAGGGGCCUUACCUCAUUGUUGCAUUUGGGUACGGCAUCAUUAUUUACAGUUCUCUGGUGCAGUUUACUUUCAAUCGUUGGUAUGGUUGGAUUCAUAAAAUUGCUUAUCAUGGUGGUCAUUGCCGUUAUGCUGUUGAUUUUCAUUGGCAUUGCUCCUGCAAUUUUGGUGCUUGCCAUUUCUGCAACUGUGGUUUUGUGGUUCUAUGGCAGCUUUUGGACGACAAGCCUUGUCACUUUAAUGGGAGGUGCCUCAUUUGGCUUGCAUCAUGAACGAAUUGCACUUUUUGUGACUAUGCUGUAUUCUCUGCACUGCGCAAGAAGUUAUAUGGGCUGGCUUGGCUUGCUUCUUGGCCUUAAUCUAUCUUUUAUAUCUAGUGAUGUUCUAAUUCACGUCCUAAAGAAUAAUGCAAAUGAAAAUAGGUAUGACUUUCCACAACAACAAGAUACAAGGCAAAAUGCUAGAGCAGAUUUUUGCUUUCAUUCAUAUUGUUCUGCUGUAGAUAAUGUCUUUUAUACUUCAUGUAGGGGAUCAGCUGAUUUUAGCCACGAGAUUCCUUCAACCAGCGGUAGAGAAACAGAGUUAACAUCUGAAGAUGAAGUAGCUCGGCUGUUGAAUAGUUGUGAUCACUAUACAGCAUUGGGCUUCAACCGGUUUGAAAAUGUUGAUGUUUCUGUGCUCAAGAAAGAGUACAAGAAGAGGGCAAUGCUAGUCCAUCCUGACAAGAACAGGGGCAAUGAGAAAGCUGUAGAAGCCUUUAAAAAACUUCAAAAUGCAUAUGAAGUUCUGCUAGAUUCCAUUAAGAGGAAGAACUAUGAUGAUGACUUGAGAAGGGAGGAGCUUUUGAAUUACAUUAGAAGUUUUCAGACUUCAUCCCAUAAGGAUGAGAGGCAUGGUAUCUUGAGUUUUGAAUCCACUCAUAUUGAUGCUGAAGAUAGAGGUUCUUAUGGAGAAUCAAGAAGAAUCUUCUGCAAGAAGUGUGGUACCUUCCAUAUAUGGAAUCCUAUAGAAAGAUCAAAAUCUCAAGCAAGAUGGUGUCAGGAUUGCAAAGAUUUCCAUCAGGCUAAAGACGGUGAUGGCUGGCUUGAACAGUCAAAUGUUCCAUUUCUUUUUGGAUUGCUGCAGAAGGUUGAAGCCCCACGUGCUUAUAUUUGUGCAGAAAGUAGGAUAUAUAAUGCAACCCAAUGGGUCAUUUGCCAGGGAAUAAAAGCUCCGGCAAACACACACAAGCCUAGCUUCCAUGUGAACAUUAGCUUAAAUUCAAAAUACAAUGGCAAUUCCAAAGCGUCUGGCUCAUCACAUAGAGAAAGUGGAAGCAUGCCAUCACCCAACAUGGCCGGCAGCAUGACUGAGGAAGAUUUGUACGAGUGGUUGCAGAAUGCUAUGAAUUCUGGCAGAUUUGAGCCUGACUUCACCCACAAAGAGGGUCCUUCAAGUAGCAGCUGCGAUUUGAAGAGCAGUAGCAAGAAGAAGAGAAAGGGGAAGAGGCAGUGGUAGUUUUUUUUCUUUUUUUUUUCUUUGUUUGUAUUUUUCUGAGGAAAGAGUUACUGUUUUUCUCUUGCUAAAUUACUACAUUUCUAACGAUCUUGCUAAAUAAUGCCUUCUACGUGCUGCCAUCUCUCUUACUCUCUCUCUCUGCUCGUAUACACAUUUAUAAAUUUUGUGAUCGUUAUGGCUUUAUAAACAAA